AGUCUCAGUAGCGACUUGCUGAGGGAAGUAUAUUGAAUACAAUAUUAUAUAGUAACAUAGGUUGAAAGUACGAUUACAUUACAAUUCGGGUAGUAGUAUCGAUAAAGAAAGUAGACUGUGGCAAGACAUCUUUACAAAUUACAGAGUAAUCGACAAUGGCAGAGGCUCAUCAGGCUGUAGCUUUCAGUUUUACCAUCACACAUGAAGGAGUGAACAUAGACUACGAUAGAGAAGUACUUCAUCUUGUAUGGCAAAGUGGAGUUCGCUCGAUCAAGAAGAGAAUUACCAGAAUUAGGAACAACUUCCAUAAUGGAGUAUACCCAGGAUCCCUCAGAAGCUUUUUUGUUAUUUACGUCAUAGUUGCGUCACUGUAUUUUGCUGGAAUUGACCUUUCCUAUGGAUUAAUUAAUUAUUUCGAGUCGUGGAUACCAGGGGAACAGUUAGCUCCAACAGUUGCUUAUAUUGUUACAUGUGGACUCUACAGCAUAUUAGCAUGGCUUGGUGUGAUCUUGUUACAGAGAUAUGCACUUAAGCUGCUUCUUAUGUAUAAAGGCUGGAUGUUUGAGUUAAGGGGUGGAACAGGAAUGUCCACAAAAUCCAAAGCAUGGCUUCUAUUUGUUAAGCUGCUUGAAGGACAAAAACCAUUGUUGUACAGUUUCCAGUAUUCUCUUCCUUGCUUGCCUCUGCCAUCACUUAAAGACACCAUGCAAAGGUACUUGAUAUCUGUCCAGCCUUUAUGUGAUGAUGAACAGUACGCCAGAAAGGAAAAAUUGGCCAAAGAAUUUCAGAUGACUAUUGGACCAAAGCUUCAAAAGUAUUUGUGGCUCAAGUCUUGGUGGUCCUCUAAUUAUGUAACAGAUUGGUGGGAAGAAUAUGUUUAUCUACGUGGAAGGUCUUCUUUGAUGAUUAACAGCAACUUCUACGGAAUUGAUGCUCUUCUUGUUCAUCCCACCAGAAAUCAAGCUGCUCGAGCAGCUAAUUUAGUCUAUGCAGCACUUCUGUUUCGAAAAGAAAUAAGCAAUCAGACGUUAGAGCCAAUAAUGGUCCAAAAAACUGUGCCUUUAUGCUCUUGGCAGUAUGAAAGAUUAUUUAAUACCACACGUAUUCCAGGCCUUGAGACAGACAGAGUAGUUCAUCUGAACGAUAGCGAACAUAUCUGUGUUUAUCAUAAAGGACGUUAUUUCAAGUUAUCGGUGUAUCACAAAACCAGACUUCUUCGUCCAGUUGAGUUACAGAGGCAACUAGAAAAAAUAAUGCAAGACAACAGCCCACUGCAGCCUGGUGAGGAGAAACUUGGAGCACUGACUGCAACUGAUAGAAUAACUUGGGCCACCACAAGAGAUGAAUAUUUUUCCAAAGGAAUGAACAAGACUUCUCUUCAUAUCAUUGAAAAGGCUGCUUUUUGUUUGGUACUAGAAGAUACAGAUUUUGAAUUUGACCCUAAAGAUCCUAGUAAACUUGAUCGUUUUGGGCAGUUGUUGCUGCAUGGAAAGGGAUACGACAGAUGGUAUGACAAGUCUUUUAAUCUGGUUGUAGCAAGAAAUGGAAGGGUUGGUUUUAAUGGAGAACAUUCAUGGGCUGAUGCUCCAAUCCUGGCUCACCUAUGGGAAUUUUGUCUCGCUAAAGACUUUGUCAGCCUUGGUUACACUAAGGAAGGAAACACUGUAGGGGAACUCACACAUGACCUCCCCAACCCUGCUAGACUUAAAUGGGAUAUUCCUUCCCACUGUGUUGACAUUAUUGAAAGCUGUGCAAUCUCUGCUCGUACUCUUCUUGAGGAUGUUGAUCUUCGACUGUACAUGCAUGAUGCAUACGGGAAAGGUGUUAUAAAGAAGUGUAAAGUCAGCCCUGAUGCUUACAUCCAAAUGGCUCUGCAGUUGGCUUAUUAUAGAGAUGCCAGAAAAUUUAGUUUAACUUAUGAAGCCUCCAUGACACGAUUAUUUAGAGAAGGACGAACAGAAACUGUCAGACCUGUUACCAUGGAGUCAUGUGCUUGGGUAAAGGCAAUGGAAAAUCCAAACUGCUCGGAUCUCAAUACCACAAGCCAGACGCCACAUGGACAAACAAGUCUGUUGGACCUAAAGAAGUACCCAGAUCAUAUCUCUGCUGGUGGAGGUUUUGGACCAGUUGCAGACGAUGGAUAUGGUGUUUCCUACAUCAUUGCAGGGGAGAAUUUAAUAUUUUUCCAUAUUUCCAGCAAACGAUCUUCUCCAGAAACAGACUCCCAACGGUUUUCUCGACAGAUAGAAAAAGCCAUGGCAGAUAUGAAAGGUCUCAUCGAUUGUCAGUAGUGAAGUUUUUUUCUAACUAAAGUAUGAAAUUUGAAUAUUUUUUUUCUAGAUAAUGGAGUCUAAGAAUCUUGGAAUAUGACAGUCAAGUAUUAAAAAAAAUCUGAAAAAAAUGGUUAUUUUGUUAUGAGGAAAACUACAUUGUUGUCUUUUUAGGAAAUUUUAUCAAAGAAAAUUUGUUAGAAGGAGCUUCUGAAUACUACUCCAUUUUUGUGUGUGUCUUGAAUUGUAUAAUAUGAGCAGUACUUUGAAAAUUUUUGAUUGAUAUUUUGUGUUCAUUGUAAAGUUUUAGAUUUAAGAUAGAUUGAAUUAUAUAUAUUUGACUGUAAAGUGGAUUGUGGAUAUUUUUUGAUUUUGCAGUUUACGGCAGUUUAGAAUAUUUUAAGCCCAUCUAUUUGAUUUGAAGUUUUAAACUUAUAGAUAGAUUUUUUUUUUACAAACUUUUAAAAAACUUAACAUUUUCUUUACAUUUUUUUGAAUACAUCGUGAAAUGUGUGAUUUAAAAUUAUAAGUAGUUUUUUUCACAAGGUUUUGAGAAACUUGAAGUUGUGUGACAUUCAUUUUCCCCCUUUUAAAUAUGUCAUGAUGAAAUUUAACAUUUGACCACAAGUGUACAAAGAAGUGUACUGCUUAGACUGGACCUCAUUUGUUCCAUAACAAGCACAAGGCUGAGGAAAGUAUUGUAGGGUUUGAUAUAAGGUCCUUCACAAAUAACCUAAUUGUGAAUUUUUUCCACCCUAAAAUAUUUACUAUAGAUAUUUUAGUCAGGUAAAGAAAAUUUACAAUUAAUUUACUACCUAGUUUAAACAAAGUUUUGCUCAUUUGAUGCAUUACAGGAAAUGUUUUAAGAUGUUUCUUUGCAGUUUAAUGCAUCCUGCAAGUGUUGGGUACUGUAGAAUGAGGAGGGGGUUAAAAUUACUCACUACAUAUAGUAGACUCGUGUCUGUGUAUGAAAUUAUUAUUUCAUUUUUGGUAACUAACUACCUAGAAGAGCAAAAAAAUAGAAUAUUUUUUAUUUGUUUUUAGAAUGAAUAUUUUUUUUAAAUAUGUGUUAAACACAAAUCAGUAACAAAGAAAAACUUGUAUUUAUUUUUAUGUGGUUAGGAUUUAAAGAUGGACAGCUAGAAAUUUGUUAAACUGUUCAUAUAAUUAUACCUCACUGUUUAGUUGAUCGUAAAUCUUUAAUUAAAGCUUUUACAUUAAUUUGUUUUAGUUAAAAGAAAACUUUGCUUUAAAGUAUUACAAAUAUAUUUCUUGUGAUACUGAAAAAUAAUUUAAUAAAGAAGUAUUCAUACAGCCGUGGGUUUUCUCAACCCCAAUGACUUGCUUUUGAAUGAUUUCUACUUCUUAUGUCAUUUUGGUAUACCUUAAUGUCAGUUGUGUUCUUUUCAGUAUGCAGAAUAUGACCCCUCUUAUGUUUAUAAGAAAGGUAAAAAAAAAUAAGUUUCUGUAUUUGUGUAUCUACAUUAUUUUGAAAUAUUGUUAGACCAACUUUUUUUAGUUUUACUUUUGAAAACACUGUUUGUCUGAAAAGAUGAAUUUAUACAGUAAAAGGAGACGUGUGGUAAACAAUUACAAGAUUGAACUUCAUAACCAAAGCAUAUAUUUUUUAUUUCUCACCUUUCCUUGUUAUUGAUAGUUGAGAUUUCAGUCCACUGAGGUUUCCGUGGGCUCUUGAACUCCUGAAAAAUAUCUUAAUUUCAUUUUCAGUAAAAAAAUCCCAAUCUUCAAGCUUAAUUUAAAAAAAAAAGGUUAUCUAUUGGUAUUGGGUUUGUUCCUAUUUUGUAUCGGCCAUUGUGAAUCUCGUGCCUUAUGAGACAGCAGGCAUAUCUCAUAAACAAUAAUUCAAGUUUAGGCACUAAGAGUACUGGAAAUUUGAGUAGAGAUCAUGGAAAUAGUGGCUUUUUUUCGUGAAAUCUAAACAAUCUUAGAUAAAGUUAAAUGUUUCUUUUAUGGUGUAAACUAGUAAAAUAGUUUUCUUGUUAAAAAAUAUGCUUUGUUUAUUGGCUGUAUUAAACUGGAACAUAAGAGUUCAUUGUUUGUUAAUUCAGGUUUUAAAUGCCAGUAAGUAACUCACUACCUUAUAAGCUUAGUUAAGUCGACUCUUAGGGAAAGGCAAACUUCAGCACUUUUGAGAAGUUUUGUAUUCUUACAUUCGUGUUGUAUUUAAAAUGUGUAGGAUCACGCUAAGAAUAAAAACUACGAAGUAUUAGAAGUUACCGACAUUAUGAUGUCUUAGAAAGCAUAGCUUACAAUAUUUUUUGCUAGAUUAACCGUGUUAGAACAAACUGUGUUGAGUGAAAAAUGAGUAUUUGAUAAAACAGGUGGCAUCAGUUCUUAUGUUGUACCUAAUAUGAAUUCUGUAACAGAUUUCUAUAAACCUAUUGCUUCAUAGAAUAUUAUUUUUGUAAAGUUACCACGAGGUUGACAAAGGUUUUCAUACCGUUUUCCUUAUGUUUCUUGAUGGGUAUUUUUGUAACAACACUUCGAAUAUGUAGGAUCAUCAAAGGGAGGAUUGUUAUAUGUUGGUUUGUUGUUUGACAUUAGAGAUGUUUAGGACUGGUUUAAAUUUGGUUGAAAGGAUUCUGUUUUUAUUGAGAAUUUGAAGAUCCAGUGGUUGUGAUUUACUAUUAAACACAUAAACUGUUAGUAGCUUUAAAUUUUACAUAUUUGAAUUAUAAUUAUCUUAUAUAAUACCACUGAUUUUCAGAAUUGUGACAAUGAAUUUCUUGAAAUACUGGAAGUUACUGUAUAAAUUGAAUCGAGGAUGUCAUAUUUCUGUACUGUUUAAAAUUGUCUAAUGUUGUGUUAUUGAACCCAGUUAAUUUUUUAUGACACCAAUAACAGUAAUAUGUCUUCAGUAAUACUUGAAACUAUGUAUACGUUUUUCUAAAAUUUUUUUUUACUCGGAAUACAGUGUGAUUUUACCUUGUUCUAGUAUUAGACUUGAGUCUUGGUUGCAGAGAAAGGUGAUACUCUUGUCCCAAAUGUGCUGUGGAAUUUCUCAAGCUUCCAGUCAGACAAGUGACCAUAAAAGCUAGAUAUUAAAUGAUUCCACAUUUGAACUUUUUAUGUUUAAACAGGUAUUUUGGAGUUCUUUGUAUUAAACAUUAAUUUAAAAUGAGCACUGUAUAACUCUUAAGAACAAGGUGACUCUAUCUGUUGAGGACCCCUCCAGUGGCUGAGUGGUAAGACUGAAGGCUUUUAAUGCUAAAAAUUGGGUUUCUAUACUCGUGGUGGGCACAGCAUAGGUAGCCCAUUGUGCAGCUUUAUGCUUAACAACAAAUAAACAAGUGUCUGUUGAGGUAUAAAAGUUAUUUACUAUUUUAAAAUACUUUUGUUAAUUAAUUUUUUUGGGGGGAGGCUUUUAACAUACCAGACUUCACUUAGACACUUGUAAAAGACUAUUGGACUGCUUAACUAUAUCUGAAAUAUCAAUUUUUAAGACAAGUGUAUGAUUAAAUAAAAAGGAAUUUCUUAUUUGUGUUGAAUACUUACUUAACAAUGCAAGUACUACCAUGA
Limulus polyphemus (Atlantic horseshoe crab) is the source of this 5810-nucleotide messenger RNA. Its product is annotated as carnitine O-palmitoyltransferase 1, muscle isoform-like. The coding region runs from base 156 to 2291 and encodes 711 amino acids. Gene Ontology annotation, molecular function: carnitine O-palmitoyltransferase activity. The record is from RefSeq and is a predicted model, not a curated record. The transcript is spliced from 23 exons. Gene Ontology annotation, biological process: carnitine metabolic process; fatty acid metabolic process. NCBI's taxonomy places the organism in Eukaryota, Metazoa, Arthropoda, Merostomata, Xiphosura, Limulidae. Gene Ontology annotation, cellular component: mitochondrion.